AUGCCGCAUCGCCACCACGCAGGUCCCGCCGUCAACCACCUAGGUCUCAAGAUGAAGAACGCGGUUUCAUACUAUACCAGGGUCCAUGAAGGCCCUCUCGCCAAGCUCAUGCGUCAGUUGAUCCCCUGGGUCAACACGGCCGCCGAACUCCAGGCCUCUACGGCAUGGAGCCGCAAGGCUGCGACAGCCGAGGAGCAGGUCAAGGCGUUCCUGCUCAACCCCGCCAUGGUCGACGGUCAAGACUCUAGGCUGUUCACUGCUAUCCCCCAGUUAGAGAAGCUGACUGGCCGUGAGAUCUCGGCGGGCAUCAUUGCUGCCAAAGCCAAGUACCACUCGCUCGAGAAACAGGUUACGAGCGGCGUUCGCGUGGAGACAUCGGGCAAGGAGGAUGAUGGACGCGACAAUGAUCUCGACGAACUGUUUACCAACCUCUUCAACAACACCAAGGACGUUACCAAGUUCAUGGACCUCGACCACUCCGACGACGAGGACGACGAGGACGACAAGAACGCGGUCGCCUCGGACAACCACGCUUCAACACCCUUUGCCAGCACUGAGGGCGCCAACGAUCUAUGUGGCGACUCUCCCGCAGGCGAUACACUCUACGGUGCCGAUAACAUCCUCCAGGAAUCCCUCCUCGUGCAACAGCGUGACGAGGUGCUUGCGCUCGAGUACCUCCUCGACUGCAAGCAGACUUGGGAGGCCUUCAAGAUGACUGUUGACGCUUGCGAGCUGGAGGUUGAGCUCCUGAAGCAAGUGGGAGAUGUGGAUGACGAAUAUGACGAGGACAUUGCCGUUAUCGACCCCAUGGCCCUUGUCGACGAGGUUGUUGGGGCGAUGAUCAAGCGCACGAGAAAAUAA
Apiotrichum porosum is the source of this 861-nucleotide messenger RNA. RefSeq lists its product as uncharacterized. Bases 1 to 861 code for a protein of 286 amino acids. The record is from RefSeq and is a predicted model, not a curated record. NCBI's taxonomy places the organism in Eukaryota, Fungi, Basidiomycota, Tremellomycetes, Trichosporonales, Trichosporonaceae. The transcript has 2 exons.